Meleagris gallopavo (turkey) is the source of this 803-nucleotide messenger RNA. NCBI's taxonomy places the organism in Eukaryota, Metazoa, Chordata, Aves, Galliformes, Phasianidae. The record is from RefSeq and is a predicted model, not a curated record.
UUUAUUAUGUGGUGUAUGCUAACUUGCUUUCUCGCUGUAUUGGUAUACAGAUACAGCUACUUGUCUUCAUGGCAAAUCAAGCAGAUUCCUGUAUCAGCGCUUGCUGCUCCAGGUUGUCUUGUUGUCACAUGGGUGACUAACAGACAGAAGCACUUACGUUUUGUUAAGGAUGAACUUUAUCCACAUUGGUCUGUGAAAACACUUGCUGAGUGGCACUGGGUAAAAAUUACUAGAUACGGAGAAUUUGUAUUGCCUUUGGAUUCUUUCCACAAAAAGCCCUAUGAAGUUCUUAUACUGGGGAGAGUUCAAGGAAACAUAAAGGAAGCCCUAAGCAGGAAAUCUGAAGAUGUACUUCCAGUUCCAGAACAUAAGUUAAUUGUCAGCAUACCCUGCAGUCUACAUUCACAUAAGCCCCCCCUCACUGCGGUUCUGGCAGAGUUUAUCAAGCCAGAUGUGGAGUGCUUGGAGCUGUUUGCUCGCAACUUGCAGCCUGGCUGGACCAGCUGGGGAAAUGAGGUUCUGAAGUUUCAGCACAUUGAUUAUUUCACUCUUCUGCGGAAUGAAAACUAACUUUGUUCUUGUAACUUAAUUCUGAAAUUUGUCCUUCUUAGCAAGCUCUGGAGCUUGCUUUUCUUUUGGUGCGCUCAGAAAUGAAACCAACUGCACUUCAGUUGCAAUUCUUGCAGUGACAGAAUAUCUGUUUGAUAGCAUCUGUAUCUAUACAAGCUGCUCCUCUUCUUCGAAGAUCUUGGAUUAGUUAAAGACUCAUGCUAGUGGACAAGUACAUCCCUGUUUCUUUUUUU